AUGGCUAGCAGCGGUGACUGGUUCCAGGGUGCUAAAGUUGCCACCGCACACAAGAAGACUUCGCCAGCUUGGGCUCCUGCGCAGCCGCUUUCAGUGAAUCUUUCUCAGGCUGGAACUGAAAGGCCGAAACUUCCACCUUCUGAGAGGCACAGUACACCAGAGGUGACACAAAAUCCAGACCCUUUCCUUCGGAAAGCGGCCCAUGCAUGCCCAUUACCAGCACUUCCUGAGAAGAAAGAUCUAGAGCAGUUUACUGCAAAAUAUGAAGAGGGAAAAAUGCACCCUGUAUCUGCCUUGCACGAGUUUGCACGUAUGCACAAUGUACAGCUGGAAUUGAAAGAAACUGGUGUGGCAGGCAGUAUCAUAAGGCCUUAUUUUGCCUUUUGUGCUGUGGUAGAUGGUGUUUGCUACAAGACUGGGCUGGGAAAUACCAAGAAGGAAGCUAAACGAAAUGCUGCUAAACUGGCUCUUGAUGAGCUACUUAACUCUGAGUGGUUGAUCACGUCUGUUCCUCCUCCCCGCAAAUACGUGUCUUGCUGGUUUUUAUUGAUUUUUUUAGAAAGAGGACCACUUGUAUACGAACAACUUUCGCAAACAGUCGAGGAAGUGUUUAACAGUCUGACUGCCAAGCAUCCCGAAUACCAAAAUUGUGGCAGUUCACUAGCUGCCUUCAUCGUUGUAAAAGAUGGGCACCAUGAAGUUGCAGCUCUGGCGACAGGAGAAUGUAAUUACAGUCGAGGCCUUCAAGUUGGUGGAAGAGUGCUGCAUGACAGCCAUGCCAUUGUUACUGCAAGACGCUCCCUACUAAGAUACUUUUAUAGACAUCUUCUGCUGUUCUAUAAUGAAAAUCCAGUGAGGAGAAAGGAAUCCAUAUUUUGCACAGCACCAGGCUCAAAGCUGCUUAGCCUCAAGCAAAAUACAACUGUCAUUCUCUACAUGAAUCAGCUUCCGAAAGGAACUGCUCAGUUAAAAUCACACAUAUGUCUCAACCCACAAUCUAUGUCUGCUUACGAAACUAGUGAAGAACUGAGCCUCCAUGUUGUUAUAGGAGGCAAGAUAUACCUAACUGUUUGUUGGCCACCUGAAACUGUCACAGCACGCAGUAUGUCAGCUAGUGACAAAUUAACAAAAUGGGAAGUGGUUGGUGUUCAGGGAGCAUUGCUGAGUCACUUCAUUGAACCGGUAUAUAUCCACAGUAUUCUUGUUGGAAAUGGAAAUUGCAAGGAUACAAGAGGUCUUAAAUUAGCUAUACGACAGCGUGUUGAUGAUGCUUUUACUUUAAAGCUUCCCAUGCCUUACGUGGUCAACAGAUCUCAUACUUACUUGGUGAAUGCCGCACACCCAAUUCAAACAAACGUUAAACAGAUGUCUCUUAGCUUGAAUUGGUCAUUGUCAGAUCUAUCACUGGAGGUUGUGGAUGGUUUAGAUGGAAGAACCACUGAAAGUUCACCCUUCAAAAGUGGCACUUACAUGGCAAGUCGUCUUUGCAAGGCAGCAAUGCUUAGACGUUUCAGAUUGCUUGCAAAGGAAGCAAAACGAUAUGAUUUGCUUCAAGUUGCAACGUACCAUGAAGCUAAGACUGAAUCUGAAACGUACCAAGAAGCUAAAAACUUGCUGCAAAGCUACUUACAGCAACAUAGUUAUGGAUCCUGGAUUGUGAAGUCUCCACAUAUCGAGCAGUUCAGUGACUGA
Messenger RNA from Nestor notabilis (Kea), 1692 nucleotides. It is a transcript of the gene ADAD1, whose product is annotated as adenosine deaminase domain containing 1 (testis-specific). Gene Ontology annotation, molecular function: double-stranded RNA binding; double-stranded RNA adenosine deaminase activity; tRNA-specific adenosine deaminase activity. Gene Ontology annotation, cellular component: nucleolus; cytoplasm. Gene Ontology annotation, biological process: adenosine to inosine editing; RNA processing. The coding region runs from base 1 to 1692 and encodes 563 amino acids. The record is from RefSeq and is a predicted model, not a curated record. NCBI's taxonomy places the organism in Eukaryota, Metazoa, Chordata, Aves, Psittaciformes, Psittacidae. The transcript is spliced from 10 exons.